AUGAUAGCCUCCUUGGCCCGAAACCCUCGCUGGUCGGCGGAAACGGUAAUGUUUGUUUAAGACAAUAAUUUGCAGGAGUUAAACAAGAACAUGGAAGGGCUGGUGGGAAGCUGGAACUUUGCCACCGCCACUGCGGUGAACCAGUGCCGCAACAUAAUGGCUCAUUCAGCUGCUCCGGGCGGCCAUCGUCCCUCAGGCUUGGUGCAAUCUUCAGCAGGCUACUCCACCGCGGACGUGUCCGUGUCAGGCCACAGGGAUGCAUCGGCGUCGUCGGUGAAAAGAUGCGCCAACGUGUCCCAGCAGAGCACUUCUGCAGCCCCCGCUUUGCCUUACGGCUACUUUGGUCAGGGCUACUACCCGUGCAGGAUGAGGCGUGGUCCUGUCAAGUCGUGUACGCAGGCUGCUGGAGCCGCCCUCAGCUCUCAAUACAUGGACACCACCGUGAGCCCCGAUGAAUACCCUAACCACAGGCCGAAGGAGUUCGCUUUUUACCACGGCUACCCCAGUGCGUACCAGUCCAUGGCAAGCUACCUGGACGUGUCCGUGGUCCAAACGCUGGGUGCUGUUGAGCCACGCCAUGACACCCUCCUCCCAAUGGACAGCUACCAGCCAUGGGCUCUCACUAACGGUUGGGGGGGACAGAUGUACUGUUCCAAGGACCAGGGGCACGGUCACAUCUGGAAGUCCGCUUUGGCUGAUGUGGUUGCCCACCAACAAGAAUGUUCCCCUUUUCGCCGAGGCAGGAAGAAACGCAUACCUUACACAAAGGUGCAGCUGAGGGAGCUGGAGAAAGAAUACGCCGCCAACAAAUUCAUCACAAAGGACAAGAGGAGGAAGAUUUCGGCCGCGACCAACCUUUCGGAGAGGCAGAUCACCAUCUGGUUCCAGAACAGGAGGGUAAAGGAGAAGAAGUUUGCGACUAAAAUAAAAAACACCACACCUUAG
Messenger RNA from Phycodurus eques (leafy seadragon), 945 nucleotides. RefSeq names its product homeobox B13a (gene hoxb13a). Gene Ontology annotation, biological process: regulation of transcription by RNA polymerase II. The record is from RefSeq and is a predicted model, not a curated record. NCBI's taxonomy places the organism in Eukaryota, Metazoa, Chordata, Actinopteri, Syngnathiformes, Syngnathidae. Gene Ontology annotation, molecular function: RNA polymerase II cis-regulatory region sequence-specific DNA binding; DNA-binding transcription factor activity, RNA polymerase II-specific.